This is a messenger RNA of Cottoperca gobio, 3915 nucleotides long. RefSeq names its product vascular endothelial growth factor Aa (gene vegfaa). The record is from RefSeq and is a predicted model, not a curated record. The transcript has 7 exons. Gene Ontology annotation, biological process: positive regulation of protein phosphorylation; vascular endothelial growth factor signaling pathway; positive regulation of endothelial cell proliferation. Lineage: Eukaryota; Metazoa; Chordata; Actinopteri; Perciformes; Bovichtidae. Gene Ontology annotation, cellular component: membrane. The coding region runs from base 655 to 1224 and encodes 189 amino acids. Gene Ontology annotation, molecular function: vascular endothelial growth factor receptor binding; growth factor activity; heparin binding.
CUACAGCAGCAGCCGCCAAGAGGAGACAGAACGCGAGAGAGACUGGUACCGCUGCUGUGUCGGGGACAAUCUGCUGUCGAUGCUCCACCGAACAUCUUAAAGAGAGAAGAGAAGCCGAGGCGCAGCACAGUCAAUAAGAAACACUACAAGGGAGGUUUGCGAAAGAAAGCAAUAGGAUCACUUUAUACCGGCAAACAGUGCCUGCAGUAUCCCUCCACACACCCACACCUUCAUGUUGUGGGAUUAAUGAGUGUAAAGAGAGACACCAGUGCGUAAAGUUGAUGAGCUGACCCCGUCUCCUGCUUUCAAAGUGAACAUUAUUCCUGUUACUGUUACCCCGAGGUCCCGGCUCCAGCGUGGAUUUUAGAGCCCAUCAGUGUCUUUGUCUGUGGAUGAGCGAGGCUUGUUGGAUGGUAAGCUUUCCAGCGGAGCGUGGCUGGGAUACAUUGGAAGGGUCCCUGUGAACGUGCCACAUGCGUGUGGAAGAUAUGGAUUUGCUUUUGCUAUAGCAAAGAUUUGCCGCGGUUUUUUAAAAAUAUUCAUUUUUCAUUUUUUGACUGUGCGUGCUGUUUUGCUGAUAUUAUUAGAUUUUUUUUUUUUUCUACUCUUAAACGACCGCAGAGAUUUCAAGGCUCAUCGUGCGGAAUUACAACCAUGAACUUUGUUGUUAGUUUGGUACACAUCCUUUUGGCAGCGGUUCUUCACCUAUCCACUGUAAAGACUGCCAGCAUUAACAAGGAAGUGGAGAAGAGUAAAAAUGAGGUUAUCCUUCUCACAGAAGUCAUCACCAAGAGUUUAUGUCAGCCCAGGGAGAUGCUGGUGGACAUCUUCCAGGAGUAUCCGGAGGACACAGAACACACCUACAUUCCUUCCUGCGUGGUCCUCAACCGCUGCGGAGGCUGCUGCACUGACGAAGCAAUGGAGUGUGUAUCUACGGAAACCCGCAACGUCACGUUGCAGGUAAUGCGUUACAGACCAAUGGUAACGCAACAUACUAUUCACUUAAGUUUCACAGAGCAUCAAAAGUGUGAAUGCAGACUAAAGCCAGAGGUUCAAGCAAAGAAAGAAUACCACUGUGCGCCUUGCUCAGAGAGAAGGAAGCGCUUGUUUGUGCAGGACCCUCUCACCUGUAAAUGUUCCUGCAAAUUCACACAAUUAGACUGCAAGUCCAGGCAACUUGAGUUAAACGAAAGAACUUGCAGAUGUGAUAAACCGAGAAGAUGAGACCAGCAACACUGUUAUGAAGGAGUUAUUUUCUUGGCUCAGCACUUUGAAACCUGAGGAUGCAUUCCCUGCAAGGACACACAAUGACAACGCAAGACAGGACAUUCUUAACGCAGUUCUUGCCACUUGCCACUGAUUUCCGCCUAAAGAUAUUAAUAUAUAUGUACAUAUACUAUAAGUACAUCGACAAUGUGUAUUGCUGCUACAUAAAAAGACACUAUUUAAAGCGAAACGAAUGCGCCACUGGCGUGUGAAUGGAAAAUGUUUCAGUGGUGUUCUGCUCAUGGGUAGAAUUGGUAGAAGAAAUCUGUUAUUUGUAUGUAACAUUUCACUGGAUGCUGGUCUGCUGUGGAUAUGAAUCUCUUAAAAUAUUUCUUAGUAACAAAAACGAGCAGUGCAGCAGAAGCCGAACUCACCUCCGAACUCUGACAGAAGAGAGACUAAGGGGAGAUGGAGGGAGGACGAAGAGGAGGAGGAGGGGGAGGAACGCCUGUUGUACUUGAACUGAAUUACAGGUCCAAGGACUGUUUCCCUCUGUGACAUGAUGUGAAGCUUUGUCCCCACUGUAUGGACUGACUCCAGCCGGUGUGAAAAUACACCUUCAAAGUCUCUCGGAGUUUCCUGAAGUGACUGUGGAUGCAGGUUAUGUGCCGUGGUGACGGAUAAUGUGAAGAUGACCUUCUUUCCUUAUGGAAGGGUUACGUGACGAUGGCAAGAGCUGAACUAAAGCGAAGCUAAUGGUGAAGUUUUAGCUAGUAAAAAGAUUUUAUUAAACAAAAUAAAUAAAUGUUAGGGUUUGUGUAAGGCCUAUCCCUAAGUAUGGCCAAGUAAACAACGUUAAUGUUGGACUUAAGGGUAGGACAAGAGUUAGGAAGUCGAAGUUUCCAACAUAAAGGUAAGAAACCACUACCUGUUUCUGGUCCUGCCUCCUUCAUGUAACCCUUCCCCGACGGGAAAACAGAUGUGCACAGAGUUAAUUAUUUACAUUAUGAGGUAUUGUGUUCCUUUCACAAAAUGUCUUGAGACCAGGUUGUUUAAAGGGAUAUUUCUGUAGGUAUAUAUGGAGACAAGUUAGACAGACUGAUCACAGGUCAGAUCAGCACCUCACUGUAGAAAUCCGCAACCUUCCAGUUUCCUUAUUUAAUGGCUUUGUGUGUGUUCCAAAGAAAUAGUCAGGCAUCCACACCACAGUAGUUCACCCUAAACGAUCUGUAUAUACUUACUAGAAAUCCCUUUGUCUAGUACACUACAUUUAAUUUAUAGAAUAUGCUCAGUAUUCUGUAUUCUGAUAUUUAUAUGCAGUGUUAAGGUUAUUUUUUUUUAUUGUUUUCAAUCUGUCCGGAGAUUGAAUGGAGAACAUGUAUGACUGUAGACUCCUUUUUUUGUGGGGAAAAAGGACUGAAAGACAAUGCUUUGACAUUCCUGAUUUAAACUAAAGCUGUGUUUCUCACCAGCUAGAGGUGGAUCAUGGUGGGCCUGUUGACCGAUAGAAACCCCAGCCACCAACAUGUGCGUGAAUGAUGCGCCAACACAGGUGUUUUUCAUUUUGGUCUGGGCCGAUGGACAUGUGGUUUUGCACUUGUGGGCCCAAAGGCACGUCAUAUGGAGGACUGAAGUCGUCUCGUUGCUGCUACUCAGCUCGGACCUAAUUUAGUGAAGAAUGUCCAAUCAGACAGGCCUCUAGUCUGACGGUGGUGAACUGGCACAGUGUUUUCUCUAACUCCAACCCUUACAUAACCACCUCAUUCGCACGUAAUACACUGAUGUGUGGUUCAGUAGGAUACAGCCACUUACUGCAAAUGUAAACAUUUCCUUUGAUGCUAAACUGUUAACAUAUGAGAAGAAGACCUUCAUCAUUGAUGAGACAUAAUAGAGGAAGAAAUAGGAUAUAAAGUUAAGUUAUGUUGGAAGGUACAUAUUUUAUUGUGAAGGAUAAAGAAACAUGUUACAAUAAGAACAUUAAAAAAAAUACUAUACAUAUGUUAUAUAAGAUAAAAUCAUUUGAAAUAAGUUAAGGUCACUGUAAUACAGUAUGUGCCUCCAUAUAUUGUGUAUAUUAUUUUAAAUAUGACCAUGAGAAAAAUAAUUUAGUUCUGACAUUCAUCCCAGUUCUAUGGAGCCUGGCAGGUGCCGGGGUACUCAUGUCCGGUAUGAAGACAUAUGAAAUUAUUAUUUAUUUGAAGGAACGGAUUACUUAUUUGUGUGCACUAUUAAUUAAAAGGUGUGAACUCCUAAUUGUACUACCUGCGAGGCUCUGUACAAUAUGUCAGGAAUGGUCAGAAGACGGGUCAAGACUCAAAGUCAGUGAUUCUGACUUCAGACUCAGAUUUUAGUCCUUAUUCCACAGUAUAGUGACCCAAGACAUAUUUCAUGAAUCCUACCUGUGUUUCUAUUAGUGCCAGCUGUACCACUGCUGUUCAUGUGAACUGACCUUCUGUGCUGCCACCCUCAAACUUGAGGCCUGAGAGUGUGCUCACUGAGACAUGCUGCUGGCUCAGUGAGCACACUCUCCAGUUCUCAGAACAUUCUAUUUGUAUUUAAAUGACAGACUUGUUCUUGAGUUUGUACAGCCACAUAUUUUUUAGUAUAUUUUCACAUUAAUAUAUUUAUUGGUGCUGUAAAAUGUUUUACAAUAUUAAUACUCUUUUUGUUUUUAGUGUAAGUAUUAAAAAUAUUUAUUUUGAAAAACAA